AUGAAUCCCCAGGGAUUCUCUUUCCCGCCGCCGCCGCCGCCGCCUCCCUCUCGGCAGCAAACGCAGCAGCAACCAUAUAAUCAGCAACAUGCGGCUUAUCCUUCACAAUACGGACAGAACCAGUAUGGCCAACGAGGUGGCCGGGGCGGUGGAGGUAACCACAGAGGUCGCGGAAGAGGAUAUGGGAAUAGAGGGGGGGGAGGGGGAGGUCGCGGCGGACAUUACAUGCCUGUCUCGACGAACAUGCCCUCUGUUGGCUACGCUCCGAUGAACUAUGCGGGUUUCGCUUCCCAACCGGUGGCGGCUACCCAGCAGCCUAUGCCAACGCCGCAGUUUACCCCGGCACAGUCUCAAAACUUCCAGAAUCAUCACAAUGCCCCCGCUUUCCCCUCUCAGCAGCCGUAUUCGCAGCCUCAUGCGGCUCACGGCUCAUCCUACCAACGUCGCCCGAGCUACGAUGCAGCCUACGCUCCCUCGACUACUCAAUCCGCGCCUAUGUAUCCCCCCGUGAUGCCUACCCCCCAACAUACCGCAGCCUCGGCACCGCCGCCAAUGAUGGGUCCCCCCAUGCGCUGGGGCUUCGAAAAUGCAGGAUCUCCCGCCGGGGGGUACCCGGCGCCUCAUCACGGCAACCAGCGAGGAGGGCGCUCGUUCAACACCUAUAACAAUAAUCAUAAUAAUCACCAGGCCCCUCAAGGCUCUGGGCCACCCCACCAUCCAAACAAGCGUGACCAUAACUCAGCUUUCGGAAAACCUCGGUCAACGGGCCCGCGGGUGCCUGCGCCGCCUCCCGUGCCAAGUUUCGGUAACCCUUUGCCGUCGAAACCACCUCCGCCAGUGGAUAAUAGCAAGAAGCCGAAGAAGAAAAAGAGAAAGCACAACCAAUUGGGCUUGACGCCGAAGACCGACGAACAUGAGUCUAGCGAGGAGGAAGAUGAUGUGGAUGAGGAGGCGAGGUUAGCACCCGCCGGGGCCGGAGCCGUGGCGCCAUUGCAAUUUACCUAUAAAGGUCGCACGGCUACGCUACAAACACCUGCAGAAAUCGCGGCUUGGAUUGCGGAACGAAAGAAGCGGUUCCCGACUCAAUCGAGAGUUGAAGAGAAAAAGAAGGCCUUGGAGGAGGCAAAGAAAGCACGGGAUGAGGCCCUGCGGCAGAAGGAGUCGCGGAAACAAGAAUCCAAGCGGCCCCAAAAAGACGCUCGCAGUCAGAAGGAACAGUCUACAAGUUCCGCCGAUCCGGUUGAUGCAGCAGCGAAGGCGAAACAGAAGGCCGACAAACUACGGCGCAAGCUCAUGAAAGAACAAAAACGAGUGGAAAAGGCGGAGGCCGACGCCGAGCGGGCUCGGAUGAAAGUUGAGCAACUACAGAAAGGAACAACAGGUGCUAGCGGGGAAGCAGGAUCAUCCCUCCAACAGGCUCAAGGCAAUACCGACACGGCUCAGGACACGGCACCGGAUCUUCCAGCCAUUCCUUCUGAGCAUAGUGAGGUCCCCGAUAAAGAUCCCGAAACGGUCGAGGGUGCUAGCACUCUCGGUGUUUCGAACACGACUCAAAGCCAGACAGAGUUAUCAGAAUCUGUCAAGUCGGUUUCCGAUGCCUCUGAUAGCAGCGACUGGACGUCAUCGAGUGGAUCAGAAUCUUCUGACUCCGAUUCCGACGACAGUGAUGAUGACGAUGACUCGGCCCCCGAAGAAAUAUCUUCGCGGCGCGAAGGGCCUGAGCGAGUGCCUCCGCCGCCCCGCGAAGUGAAGAGGAAGAUCUGUCGGCACUUUGCCCGCAACGGACGCUGCCUACGCGGGGAUCAGUGCAAAUUUCUACACGAGGCGCCCCAACGCCCAGCCAAGGCGAAGCCUGUGGAGAAAAAGGGACGCAAAGGAUUGCUGCAAGCUCUUCUCGGCCGCCAAAAAGAGGAGGAUGAUCGAAAAGUCAUGGAGGCAAUCAUGUGGUUGGGUGAGAAUGGCCAUCUAGAAGCUCCACGGGCUUCAGAAAACCCUGUACAGAAGACGGACGAAGGGGAUGCCGCUGAAGAUGUCACUCAGAAAACAGGUGUAUCGGGUGCACCAGUGCCAGAGGAGGCGAUAGAUGGCAGUGCAUCCACUGCUUAG
Molecule: messenger RNA, 2106 nt
Organism: Aspergillus melleus
Lineage: Eukaryota; Fungi; Ascomycota; Eurotiomycetes; Eurotiales; Aspergillaceae
Product: CCCH zinc finger protein
Exons: 2
Coding region: 1-2106 (701 amino acids)
Biological process (GO): box C/D snoRNP assembly
Cellular component (GO): nucleus
Molecular function (GO): metal ion binding; RNA binding
Source: RefSeq, a predicted model, not a curated record